CCACCCACACCCACACCCACAAACCCACAUCCACACCCCCCCCCCCACCCACACCCACACUCACACCCACACCCCACACCCACACCCACACCCAGGUACAUGAAUAUCCAAUUGAAGAAUUAGUAUCACCAGUAGUUGUGAUUAAUGUUAAUCAACAAACUGAACGUAAUAUAGAUUAUCAAAUCACAAAACAAGAUAUUGUUAAUUGGGAAAAAACGCAUGGCAGUAUACAGAAAGAAUCAUUCGUUAUUGCUAAUACUGGUUGGAGUAACUAUUGGAAUGAUCCGAAAAAGUUUAUAGGUUUUGAUGAAAAUCAGGUGCGACAUUUUCCUGGAUGGGGACGUGAAGCCGCACAAUACUUACUCGAAAAAGGAGUGCGUGGUUUAGGUAUCGAUACUCUCAGUAUUGAUGCUGGUAAUAAUCCUAAUUUUGAUGCUCAUCAAGUAUUUUUAAAAGCGGAUAAAUACUUGGUAGAGAAUAUCAAUAUUAAUAUCAAAAAAAGCAGUAAAUUACCAGAAGUUGGAGCAACUAUAUUUGUCUUACCAAUACCCAUCGAAAAUGGUAGUGAAGCACCGGCAAGAAUCAUAGCAUAUGCAUAA
This is a messenger RNA of Rotaria sp. Silwood2, 599 nucleotides long. NCBI's taxonomy places the organism in Eukaryota, Metazoa, Rotifera, Eurotatoria, Philodinida, Philodinidae. The record is from the annotation of a GenBank genome assembly.